Molecule: messenger RNA, 2184 nt
Organism: Daphnia pulex (common water flea)
Lineage: Eukaryota; Metazoa; Arthropoda; Branchiopoda; Diplostraca; Daphniidae
Exons: 3
Coding region: 847-2004 (385 amino acids)
Source: RefSeq, a predicted model, not a curated record
AAUAACCUCGUGUGAUUGCCACGAAAGCGCACGUCUGUAUUCCCCCGCGGGUGGGUGACAUUCGGUUGGAACGUUUUGCGCAAUAUUUCCAUUUUCAGUUUCAUGAUUUCUUCUGACGUGGAUAACCAAUCUAAUUACAAUGUACCGUCCGCGCAACUUAUUUGAUCUUGACAUUUGCUCUAUCGAGAAAUCGUUGGCGCAUUAAUAUGAGAAAAUCUGUGAGUCGCAACAUCACUUUGGUGAAUAGAGUUGGUAUUUAAUUUGAUGAUUGGAUAAUUCAAAUUCUUUUCGUAUUUUUUCAAGGGUGGAUUGGAUGUUAUGUAAGAAGAGCGAGGCGGUUUCCUCCCCCUGGGGCCACUAUUUUUCGAUUUGAGAUGGGUGGAGCAAGGUCGAUAAUUAAUGUAUUCAUCUAGCAGGGAAUUUGAUGGUGUUGAACGGAAAAAUGCCCUUCAUUACCCAAUCCGCAUUGUUUGAUCUUGUAAGUAGGAAUCCACAAAAAAAUUCUUCCGCAAAGAUCAACAGCCACUUCAAUGGCCCAGAGCCAAUUUAAUUCAAACAAUUAUACCUUACCGACAAAAAUAGGAUGUCAAUAACACUCGAUUGUCAUCAAGGUAUUUCGGUGGCCAUCUUGCUUUUAAUUGAAGUGCAUUCAAAGAGGGUGGAUACUAUCUCAAAAACAAGAAAACCUGCCUGGGAAAACAAAAAGGAACACACCCAGAUUAAAAUACCAGUUCGUCUUUUCCUGUUUGUCCUAAACUCUGGUCGACUGAAAAACUCCCUUUGCCAAUCCUCCAUUAGAGGAAGAUAUACCAUUUCCUCAGUCAGAAUAGAAGCAGUGCUUCGCCAAUGGACACCAUGCAUCUCGUCAUCCGCACAACUAUGAUUCUUGCCGGAGCGUUGGUGCUUGCCAAUUUCGGGGUAGUUGAUGCUCUCCCUAUUUCCAACAUUGACGUAAUCGCAGAAAUUGCUGAGGAGGCCGGCUCGGACGAAGGCUUGCUAACUAUACCUGUUGCAACUACAACUAGAGCAUCGUUAUUCCAUCGAAGACAAAUGGCGUUGAGAGAUUUUAUAAGAAGUAGAACGCUGACGACAAAAGCUCCUGUUCGGAUUAAACCUCUACUUUUCCCUGUCCGGAGAAACACCAAUGGAAGCACGGUCUACCUCUUGGAUUCUUUCAACAGUCGAAAUAAAGAGGAGACUGUUUUUCAAAUCAGACCGGACUUGACAAAACCAACGGAAAUUCCCCCGGAACUAAUGGCUAAAUUCCCGAUUAUGUCCAAUAGGAAUCAUUUCAACGACUAUGAAUUCAAUCGGGUCCCUGUGACAUCGCCUGCUGAGAAAUACGAGAAGUAUUCCUUUCAAGAUUUAAUGCGGAUUCUCAAAGAAAACGAUACAGUUGCGGGGGAACAAUUGAGGACUGCUAAUAUUUCUUUUGAUGGAAUUUUCGGAUAUUCCGGCGAAAAUGACUUCUCCUUGGAGCCUAUCGGUAAAGCAUCAGCCAAAGGCGUAUCCUGGGAACCGUUAAAAGAAGCCGUUUUGCAUUUUCUGCAAGCACCAGCGUCAGGUAAGCUGUCUUUCGACGCCAACAGUACAGAGAGUCUCGAACUUCCAGGAGAAAUUUCCACUGAAUCUGAUGAGUUCUUCGAACCGAAUAAGGAGACCAACAGUACGACAGUUGAGGAACUGGAGGUUUAUACCUCAGCAGAGUCAACUACGGAUUCCGGGAAAAAAGAAUCGACCAGUACGACAGAUGAGGAACUGAAGAUUUCCUCAGCAGAAUCAACUACAGAUUCCAGGGGAAAAGAAUCGACGAAAGUUGAGGAACUGAAGAUUUCCUCAGAGUCAACUACAGAUUCCGGGAAAAAAGAAUCGACUACUGAAAUUUCGCUGGAUUCAAUUUUGAAUUUGAACUUUUGGGAACUCUUGAAAGAAACACCUUUACCAUUAAUGCCAACAGCUUCAACAGCAGCAGUAGAAGUAUCCACAGAACCGGUUACCAUAUAAACUGAAAAACCAAACGUCGUUUCCACCGCAAAGUAAACGGCUAUGUCGACUUAUUAGCCUUCGGGGACUUUGGAAUCCUUUUCGUAAUUCAAUCAUUAUGCACCAUGUACAUGUUAUUUGCAAUAUCCAUAGAUCAGUAAAUGUUGAUUGAUAACAUCUCGAAAAUAAAUUAUUUAAAAA